This is a messenger RNA of Orussus abietinus, 2971 nucleotides long. RefSeq names its product aquaporin AQPAn.G (gene Drip). The record is from RefSeq and is a predicted model, not a curated record. The transcript is spliced from 4 exons. Gene Ontology annotation, cellular component: plasma membrane. NCBI's taxonomy places the organism in Eukaryota, Metazoa, Arthropoda, Insecta, Hymenoptera, Orussidae. The coding region runs from base 419 to 1168 and encodes 249 amino acids. Gene Ontology annotation, biological process: transmembrane transport. Gene Ontology annotation, molecular function: water channel activity.
CGCGGGCGCGCACUCAAUAGCCCACAUACCCUCUUACAGUCGAAACCUCGGACGCUACCUCGAGCGCUCCGGUUCCUUCGACCACCUGUCGAUCCACCUAUACCAAACCCGGCGAGAUUCGACGGAGACGGAUAUCACCUCCUCUCUGUAACCCCUUUUUCUCGUCUCUCUUUCUCCCUUUCUCCGCCCUCUUCCGCCGAGUCGGAAUUGGGAAAUAUUUUCCGAGGGACAGAGAGGGAGCGUGGCCAUCGCGCAUCUCGCGGACACACUCGAAGAUUCGAGCAUCCCUCCAAGCCCCGCGGCUUCUCGGCAGACUUUGACCCGCCGACGUCGGAGUCGCCCGCGAUCGGCUGUGCCGCGCCGGUUGGGACGAGAGGCGCAACACGUGGCCGCUGCGACCGUAGACUGACCAGGAGAGAUGAGCAAGACGUGGCAAGACGCAAAGGACUUCGUCGGCUUCGACGAGGUCUCGAAAGUUGACAUCCUCCUGCCAUUAUUCUCCGAGGCUCUGGGGACGUUCCUUUUGGUCCUGAUCGGAUGUGCAUCCUGCAUCGAAUGGACAAUAGCCCCCUCGGUUGUACAAAUUGCCUUCACAUUUGGACUUACCGUCGCGAGCGUCGCACACGUGCUGGGCCCUGUAUCAGGGUGCCACGUGAAUCCCGCCGUGACAGUGGGCUUGCUGGUAAGCGGCAAUUGCUCCCUCUUCAAGUCGCUCUUCUACAUCCUCUGCCAAUGUUUCGGCGCCAUCGCCGGGGCUGCCGUUCUCCAGGCGGCGAUUCCACCAGAAGCUGCAAGUCGAGGACUGGGUGCCACUGCCUUGGGUCCGAAUGUCCUUAGUGGGCAAGGAGUCCUGAUCGAAGCCAUCGUGACGUUCCUCUUGGUCCUGGUGGUGCACGCAGUUACCGAUCCUAAAAGGACCGACACGAAGGGCUGGGCCCCUCUGGCAAUUGGUCUCACCAUCACCGUGGCUCACCUGGCGGUGGUUCCUGUCACCGGCAGUAGCAUGAACCCUGCUCGAUCAUUGGGUCCUGCCGUGAUCCUGGGCUUCUGGACAAACCAUUGGGUCUACUGGGUAGGACCUCUCGUGGGAGCCGUCGUUGCCGGAGGACUCUACAGACUUCUGCACGCCAAGACCAAACUCGAUGACGAGGCUUCCUAUGACUUCUGAAGGCGCUGUCGUAACAGACUUCGAAAUCUAAUUUCUCCGGCUCUUUGGGCGAGAAGACGCGAAUCCUUCGCCAGGACGAAGGACAAAGGUGCUCCCGGUGAACGCUGGGUGAGAUGAAUGAAGGAAUGAAUGAUUAACAUUUACCCUAAAUCCGGAAGAACUGCGUUAUGAGACAGAAUGUCCUCCGCGUUUUAAUUGUACGUUACGUGUAAUUUAUUUAGCAUUGCUUGUUUAAUAAGCGUAAGGGGCAAUUGAUUGUACAACCGAAUAUAGGGCAUUUAUUGUAAAUGCGCAAAGUCGCCAUUCUAUGCUACGUUCGGAAUAUUUGGUAUACCCGGUAGGAUGGUAAUGGAAUUUUCUGUGGUUUAAUUCAUCACGUCGGAAAAUCUUUUGGAUGUAUAAAUUUUAGAUUUGUUCAGGUUACAGUUCAGUACUUUUAACUCACGUUAUUCCAGAAGGGAAAAUUAUCGAUAUCCUUUUUAUUAUAACGUAAAGUCGAUUGUAAAUUAAUAACGGUAUGGCUAAUAAUGACAGUAAAUGGUCUAUGGAACGGACGUUUUGUCUUAUGCUGCACGUCUUACACGUAUAUUGUAAAUGUCGAGUACAGCGUGUUUGUACCAUCUCAUGUCUGUUGGGGUGUAGUCUGCCUAGUCUUCUAUCUAUUUCAGAUGUACGUUUAUAGCAUAGUUUAGAUUCUUAACCCAGCGGUAUCCUCUAUGUUUCGAUAAGCACAUGUGAAAGGGAUUACGAGAUGAAUGAAUACUUUUUAUAUUUCAUUAUUCGCAACAUGGAAUCACAUAUAUAAAAAUGUCGAAGCUUUUCUUUCCGAUUGGUUCUCGUCGUUGAUAAAUGUUAGUAAUCCGUAACACAUUUGUGACUUCGUAUAAAACUAUUUCAAGUAGAUGCCCAGGUGUGCAAUUCGUUCAUUGCGUGGACCAACCUUUUUGGUCUUGGAGGCUAUUUUUGUACCCCGUUGAUUUCGGUCGGUCAGUUAAGCACUUUUGACAUUUCCGUCCCGAUACCUGAGAACUCGUAAAUCGAUGUCGAGGAACUAGCACAAUUUAGUAACAAUUAACUCUUUGCACGACAGAGUUGCCUCUGUGGUAAUAAUUUGACUGGCUAACGGCGUUAGUGCAAAGAGUUAAUAUGAUUAACCAAAACUCCGUACAACGAGAUCAAUAACGAGUGCCUUAAAGGUGCCUAACGAUAAAAUCUGAUAAAGACAAGGUGGUAUGGAUAAGCGAUUUUAAACAUUUAUUAUUAAUAUACCAAACAUCACGUUACACUGCUGAAUUACCGGUGAAUGUACCAUUUAUAUACAUUAUUUAUUUUAUGUACUUAAUUCAUCUAGAAGAUAUUCUAAGCAUGCAUCGCACAAGUUUAACAGCUCUUAUUUAUACUGCCUUGUAUAUUUAUUGGGAAGCCAUGUACAAAAAAUCUCUACUUUCGAUUUUACACCCGCCGUCCAAGUUUCUCCAAGUUUCCUUGCUAAUUCUGCUUUUUCUACACAGAGAAAAAUGCGUUGCGAAAAUCUCUCUAUCUCGUCUUUGAAACAAUGGGGAAUUUUAAGCGAGGAUUUCUAAUCGACUUUCCUUGCUUUCAGCCAUGUCGUAAUUUUUGGCAGUAAAAAUGUUAAAGGAAACUCUCCGAGGCAAACCCGUUCUUGUUCAAGUACACGCGGAGGUACUCUUGUAUUACUUAAGAUUUGUAUAUAUUGUACUUUUAAUUAGACUGGUACCUCGCGUGUACUUGUUACGUAUUAAGUCUAACAGUAUAACAAUUGUAAUAAAACGUAUACAUUAA